Candoia aspera is the source of this 869-nucleotide messenger RNA. It is a transcript of the gene MIX23, whose product is annotated as mitochondrial matrix import factor 23. The record is from RefSeq and is a predicted model, not a curated record. The coding region runs from base 84 to 659 and encodes 191 amino acids. The transcript has 6 exons. Lineage: Eukaryota; Metazoa; Chordata; Lepidosauria; Squamata; Candoiidae. Gene Ontology annotation, cellular component: mitochondrion; mitochondrial intermembrane space.
GCCGUGAGCCCUUCCAAUAUGGCAGCGCCCGGCUCUGCUCUGAAUUGCGAGGACUUCGCUGAGUUUCAGUAAUAGAAAAUCAUAUGGUUGGAAGGGACCUUGGAGGUCUUUUAGUGCAAGUCCCUGUUCAGGGCAAGAAUCCUCAGACCAUCCCAGAGAAAUGGCUGUCCAAUCUAGGCCUGAAAAUCUCUGGUGAUGGAGCACCUACGACUCCAGGAGCAGCCUUCAGUUGGAAGACUGCUAUUGUAUCACCUCUUAGCUUUUCCCUCCCCCAGGAAUUGCUCAGGGUGAUGAGAACAAUUGAUGACAGAAUAGUCCAUGAAUUAAAUACUACAGUUCCAACAGCUUCUUUCGCAGGAAAAGUUGAUGCUAGGCAAACUUGUGAAGAACUUCAUCAUUCGUUGACAGAUGCUCAUGAAAGUAGGGAGAGAAUAAUCAAAAGCUGUAUUGCCCAAACUUCUAAUGUAGUAAAACUUCUGCAGGAAGAGAGAAAGAAAUCUCUGGAUGACAUAACAUUACUAAAACAACUCAGGAAAGAGCAGACGAAGUUGAAAUUAAUGCAGUCAGAGUUAAAUGUUGAAGAAGUGGUAAAUGACAGAAGCUGGAAGAUAUUUAAUGAACGUUGCAGAACUCACUAUAAGCCCCCAAAGACACAAUAAUGCAAAUGAGGGGGAAUAUUCCCCUGAAAGUGGUCUUCAGUCAUGCAAAUAAACUGGAAAAGAAACAUGGAACAAAGUGCAUGGGACCUCUUGAAAAAUGAUACCCAUGGGAUCUAGUACAAUGAAUGAUUUUGCUAAUAAAGAUAAACCAACUGUUAAUUUGUACAAGACAUUUGAGAAGAAAAAAAUAUUAAAAAUAGUCAGAUGGAA